Molecule: messenger RNA, 2188 nt
Organism: Lycium ferocissimum
Lineage: Eukaryota; Viridiplantae; Streptophyta; Magnoliopsida; Solanales; Solanaceae
Product: probable rhamnogalacturonate lyase B
Exons: 17
Coding region: 18-2024 (668 amino acids)
Biological process (GO): carbohydrate metabolic process
Molecular function (GO): carbohydrate binding; catalytic activity
Source: RefSeq, a predicted model, not a curated record
CCUUUAUCAACAAUCAGAUGAUGAGGAAGAAUAAGCAAAUAAAUGUACAUUUAUUGGAGGUUAUUAUGGUUGCUUUAUUAUUAUUUUUAGUAGUUGCUGAUUGUCAUACAAAAAAUAGGCAAAGAUUGACAGCACUGCCAGCAGUCGAAUUGGAGAUACAACCUGAUUUUGUUACAAUGAGCAAUGGCUUUACCAAAGUUACUAUAUCGAAACCAGAUGGUCAUGUAACGGACAUAUCAUAUGGUGGUAUCAAUAAUCUAUUAGACAUUAAAAAUGUCGAGAACAAUAGAGGGUAUUGGGUUACUUAUUGGAAUAUUACAGGAGCUCAAGUAGCUCGAAUAAAGUUACCAGGAACAAGUUUUGAGGUCAUAGAUGACGUCUACGGAAAAAUAAAAGAGCUUUCAUUUAAAAGAACUUGGGAUGCUUCUCAAAAAGAUGAACCUCCCCUAAACUUUGACAUAAGAUAUGUAAUGCUACCCGACGAACCAGGAUUUUAUACUUAUGCUAUUGUUGAACAUCCAGCGCAAUUCCCAGCUACAACUAUCCAUCAGCUCGACGUUGUAUUCAAGCUUCAUGAAGACAAGUUUCACUACAUGGCUGUCUCGGAUGAGAGGCAACGUGUGAUGCCAACGGCAAUGGAUAGAGAGAAAGGCAAGGUGCUUGACUACAAAGAAGCUGUUCUAUUGACAAAUCCCAGCAAUCCAAGUCUAAAAGGAGAGGUGGAUGACAAGUACUUCUAUGCAAGUGAUAACAAAGAUGAUAAAGUUCAUGGGUGGGUUAGUACUAAUCCUCCAUUAGGAUUUUGGAUGAUUAAUCCAAGCAAUGAAUUUCGUACUGGAGGACCUUUUAAACAAGAUCUUACUUCACAUGUUGCUUCAACUGUACUUAGUAUGUUUGUGAGUACACAUUAUGCUGGAGGGGAUUUAGCAAUUAAAUUUCGACAUGGAGAAACAUGGAAAAAGGUCUUUGGCCCUGUGUUUAUGUAUCUUAACUCAAAUGCUGCAGCUAAGGCAAAUCCUUCCAUACUGUGGAAUGACGCAAAGAAAAGGGCGAAUCAAGAAGUUGCAAGUUGGCCUUAUAAAUUUCCACUUUCAAAAGACUACGUCAAAUCUAAUCAAAGAGGAAUAGUUACAGGCCAACUAUUUGUUAAUGAUGGGUUGAAAAAAAAUGUACCGGCAUCCAAUGCAUAUAUAGGAUUAGCGCCGCCUGGAGCUGCUGGAUCCUGGCAAAGAGAAAACAAAGGUUACCAAUUUUGGACUAAAACAGAUCCUCAUGGAAACUUCAUCAUAAAAAAUGUCAUAUAUGGUACAUAUAACUUGUAUGCAACAGUCCCCGGAUUUAUUGGAGAUUACAGAUAUGCUUCAAAUAUAAAAGUUACUCCAGGUUCUAAUAUUAAAUUAGGGGCUUUAGUUUAUAAAACUCCAAGAAAAGGGGCUACACUUUGGGAAAUUGGUGUGCCAGAUCGCACUGCUGCUGAAUUUUUUAUUCCAAAUCCACCUCGUCAAUAUAAAGUUCACAAAUACAAAAGCGAAACUGAAUCAAAAUUUAAACAGUAUGGUUUAUGGGAGCAAUAUGGCGUUUUAUAUCCUAAAAAGGAACUUGUCUAUAAUGUUGCGACUAGCAAGUAUUCAAAAGAUUGGUUUUUUGCACAAGUUACAAGGAAUAUAGGAAAAAACAAAUAUGAAGCUACCACAUGGAGUAUUAUAUUUAACCUUGGAAACGUUAACAGGGCCUCACAUUACACUCUCCAAUUGGCUAUUGCAGGAGCUCAUCAAGCUAACCUACGUGUUCAUGUCAACAAUCCAAAUCCACGAGCAGUACCCCUUUUUUCAACAGGAUAUAUAGGGGACAGUAAUGCAAUUGCAAGACAUGGAAUUCAUGGAUUAUAUUGGCUCUUCAGCAUCGGAGUACCAGGCAAUUUGCUUGUCAAAGGAACAAACACAAUUUUUCUUACUCAAAGUUUGGCAACCUCUCCAUUUAAUUGUAUCUUAUAUGAUUAUCUUCGUUUAGAAGGACCUCAUUAGUGAUAAAACGAUCAUUCUAUAGUUGUUCAUUUUCUAGUUUUGGUUUACAAAUUGUUUUUAGAGGUGAAAAGCGCAAAAAAACAUCAAGGCAUGUGGAGUUUGAAGUGAAAAAGCAAGUUGUAAUUUUUUUUUUUUUUUAAAUUUUUUGAAAUGUGUGGAGAACA